UGAAGAGGUUGAUGGCAGUAAUUACGAUGUCUAUCCGGAUAUCAAAUAUGAACGGUGGAACCCAAAUAUGGAUAUUAACGCAAAAACCUACCUGGAUGCAUGGGAUGUAUUAGAAUAAAUUACCGCUGAUUUGCUCUCGAAAGAUCAACAGCCCACUUCACGGAUGAGGUCCGAGACACCCAUAAGAGAGGAGGACUGAGCAGGCCCCUCGCCAGCACGGCUCUCCUCUGGAGAAGCCCAGGUGCAACAGCAGCAGGGGCAGCUUUUCCCCAUCCAACUCCCUAGGACCCAAAAGUCCUAAACUCCACAUUUCCUGUCUUAGUGGGUCCCCGCGAGCGUUCAAAACUGUUUCUCCAACGCUUCUACCAAAAACUCAGACUGUUUUCCAGAGCAGAAGCAGCGGUUGGGCCCAGCUGCUCCUCCUCCCAGGGGGAAGCCAUGGGGAGCGUGCGAAGCCACCGCUACAGCAUUGUCUCCUCCGAGGAAGACGGCAUGAAGCUAGCCGCCAUCGCCGCCGUGCCCAACGGCUACGCCAACGGCACGGUGGCCAAGGUUCACGCGGCGCAGCAGCAGGCUGUGAGCCGCUUCGUCCAGAAAGACGGCCACUGCAACGUGCAGUUCAUCAACAUGAGCGGGAAGGGCCAGCGUUACCUUGCCGACCUGUUCACCACCUGUGUGGACAUCCGCUGGCGCUGGAUGUUGAUCAUCUUCUGCCUGUCCUUCCUCCUCUCCUGGCUCUUCUUCGGCUUCGUCUUCUGGCUGGUAGCGCUCUCCUACGGCGACCUGGAGAACGAGACGCAGAUGUGCGUGUCUAACGUCAACAGCUUCACCGCCGCCUUCCUCUUCUCCGUGGAGACACAGACCACCAUUGGCUACGGCUACCGCUACGUCACCGAGGAGUGUCCCGUGGCCGUCUUCAUGGUGGUCUUCCAGAGCAUCUUCGGCUGCAUCAUCGACGCCUUCAUCAUUGGCGCCGUCAUGGCUAAGAUGGCCAAACCCAAGAAGAGGAACGAGACGCUGAUCUUCAGCCACUACGCUACGGUGGCCAUGCGGGACAGCAAGCUGUGCCUGAUGUGGCGUGUGGGGAACCUGCGCAAGAGCCACCUGGUGGAGGCCCACGUGCGCGCCCACCUCCUCAGGUCGCGAACCACGGCCGAAGGCGAGUAUAUCCCCCUGGACCAGAUGGACAUCGACGUGGGCUUCGACAGCGGCGUCGACCGCGUCUUCCUGGUGUCGCCCAUCACCAUUGUCCAUGAGAUCGACGAGGACAGCCCCUUGUAUGAGAUGAGCAAACAGGAGCUGGAAACGUCCCAGUUUGAGAUGGUGGUGAUCCUGGAAGGUAUGGUGGAAGCCACGGCCAUGACCACCCAGUGCCGCAGCUCCUACGUGGCCAGCGAGGUUCUCUGGGGCCACCGCUUCGAGCCAGUCCUGUUCGAGGAGAAUAACUACUACAAGGUGGACUACUCGCGCUUCGAGAAAACCUACGAGGUGAGCAGCACGCCCCAGUGUAGUGCCAGGGACCUGGCCGAGAAGAAGUCUCUGGUCUCUUGCUCCAACUCCUUCUGUUACGAGAACGAGGUGGCCCUUGAAAAAGUGGAGAUGGAGGAGACGUUUGACGAGGAGAAAGAGGAGGAUGGGGAGGAGAAGGAGGAGGUAAAAAUGGAGGAUCAGGGUGCUAUUGAGAACGCAACACUGGAGGAGACAAACACAGACACAGUCUCUGUACAUUCUGAACACAAUCAGGAUACCAGGAGUCUGACGAUGCCUUCAGAAGCAAGGCCUCUAAGACGAGAAUCAGAAAUAUGACUGCAGAGAUGUUAGGGGGGAAAUACUACAUGAAAUACUAUUAUGAUAGGUUUGACCUUUGCUCCUAACGGCUGUCUGUACUACUGCAGGAUGGCUUGACUGUGAGGUGAGUGUCAUUUUCUGAGGAAGACACUCAGGCACAAGCGAAUACAGAAUUAACAGACCAGAGAAAAUGAUGCAAUAUUAUUUAUUCUCUUUACACAAGUCCCUCAUCUGGUGGGAAGCGAUGGUAGAUUGACUGAGAGGAGUUGAUGGCUCUUCUGGCCCGUGGCACUAUAGGAAUGAGACGGGUUAGGUAGCAUUUUAUACAGUGUGUGUGUGUGUGUGUGUGUGUGUGUGUGUGUGUGUGUGUGUGUGUGUGUGUGUGUGUGUGUGUGUGUGUGUGUGUGUGUGUGUGUGUGUGUGUGUGUGUGUGUGUGUGUGUGUGUGUGUGUGUGUGUGUGUGUGUGUGUGUGUGUGUGCCUUUGAAAGUUGCAAGAGAACAUUGGAAAGUUGUCACAUUGAGACACUCCACACGAAAAAAUGAUAUAUACCUAUACUAUAGAAGUAUUACUAUAUUCAUAUACUAUAGUAUUUACUGUAGUGUUUUUGUGGAUCUGUCUGUAGUAUACUGUAGUAUUUUCUGUAGUGUUUUUGCAGACAUUACUCUAAUAUACUGUAGUAUUUACUAUAGUGUUUUUGCAGACAUUCCUGUAGUAUUUACUAUAGUGUUUUUGCAGACAUUACUGUAGUAUACUGUAGUUUUUACUGUAGUGUUUUGCAGACAUUACUGUAGUGUUUUGCAGACAUUACUGUAGUAUACUGUAGUAUUUACUAUAGUGUUGUUGCAGACAUUACUGUAGUAUACUGUAGUUUUUACUGUAGUGUUUUGCAGACAUUACUGUAGUAUACAGUAUAGUAUUUACUAUAGUAUUUUGGUUUUAUUCUCUUUUGUUAUCUGUCUGUGGCACAAAUUGGGGCGUGGGGGAAGGGAAUGUGCAGGACAUAUGCAAAUGCAGUAUUAGCAUACCAAUACAAUGUGUACUGUAGUAUUCUACAGUAUUCAAAAAAUUAUAUAGUAAGCACUAAAUCAGGGUUCCCCAAUUAGUGGCCCUCGGGCCGAAUUUAUUUGGCCCCCCAAGUUUUCAUUAUUAAUCAUUUUCAUUGUUGGACAUAAAAGACUGUAAAAACACCAGGAAAUCUGUUGCCAACUAUUCCCACGUGUAAUAGAUAUGUGAUCUUAUACAAAUAUAAGCAAAGUUUGAAAUUGUUCUGUUUUAGUCAAAUAUUAUAUAUUUUUGGUGCUUCUUGCGACCAAUUUGCAAAUGAUUUGUAAUUGUGUUCCUGGCCCCCCGACUACCUGCUCAAGAAAAAAUCAGCCCGCAGCUGAAUCUAGUUUAUGAUCCUUGCACUACAUGAUCGAGGGAUACUACAGUGUAUAGUAUAGUACUCUACAUUAUACUACAACAUUCCGUAGUAAGCACUAUACGAUCAAGGGAUACUACAGUGUAUAGUAUAGUACUCUACAUUAUACUACAACAUUCCGUAGUAAGCACUAUACGAUCAAGGGAUACUACAGUGUGGAGUGCAGUAUUCUACAGUAUACUACAGUUUGCUACAGUUUAAUCGCUGUAAACGCAACAACCAAAGAGAUGUUUCUAUUUGCAUAUUUUGUAAAUAUGAGCUGCCCCGAUAUUUUGAAUUAGCUUAGUGAAUUAGCUUAGUGUUGUUUACUUGGACUAAUUAAGGGUGGCUGGAGAGGGAUAGUGUUCGUAGCAGGGAAGGAGUGUUGUAUUCCCAAUCAACCAGCCUCUCCUAUUGUGUUCUCAACUUUCCAAAUAGCUGUGGAAAUAUAGGAAAUUUAUGUUAUCCAGAACAAAGGGAAGAGAUCAUUUUCUAUGUAAAAGAUUGUGUCAGUUAAAUUUCAAGAGAUGUAGCUACAUCAUGUAGUUAUUUGAUUCAUUUUACUGUUGCACAGUUUGACAAUCUAAAAUUAUACACAGCUUAAUCUCCGUACAAAAAGUAUAUUUAAUUUUUCACCCUUUGAAAAUAAUCUUUGAAGAUUACAUGUAAUACCACUAAUUUGGCCACAGUCUUCCUCCAUGAAAACAACCCCCAUUUAUGGUGUGUGUGUGUGUGUGUGUGUGUGUGUGUGUGUGUGUGUGUGUGUGUGUGUGUGUGUGUGUGUGUGUGUGUGUGUGUGUGUGUGUGUGUGUGUGUGUGGCGUGCAUCUGUGCAUGUGUGUAUCUAGCGCUGCAUAGCUCAUAUUAGUGUGGUACUGUACAUUAUGCUUCAGUCAAUCUUCUUGUUGUCUUAGUACAGAUGUAGGAUCUUAAUUUGACCGGUAUUGUCACAGCAAAAUAAUCCCGCAGCAAAAAGAUUUGAGCAUUUAGUCUUUUUCGCCAAUGUAAUGUUGCUUGAUCGGUGGCUAGGCUAUUAGCUGGCCACAGUUAGGCUACAUGAAAAGUGCAAUACUGAUAAUAUGUUAGUGUGGGUUUUCAGUGAAUGUAUAUAAAUCGCCAAGCUCAUCUGCGUUCCUCCAGCGCAGUAAUAUUUUCAGUGGCAACAGAGUGGUCAAAUUAAGAUCCUACAUAUUUAUAGCAUCUUUUGCAACGUGAGCCUUAACUCAAGUCUCAGUAACAUGAGCCAUCACUUGAGAUUUGGCUUUAAAACAGCUCACAGUGCAAGAGGUGUCAUAUAAACCAGCAGGAAGAUACAUCUCAAAGGUCCAGGGAUGUCUAGUACAGGGGUUCCCAAACCUUUUUGGCCCACGACCCCAUUUUGAUAUUUUGGCCCGUGACCCCAUUAUGAUAUUUUGGCCCACGACCCCAUUUUGAUAUUUUGGCCCACGACCCCAUUUUUAUAUUUUGGCCCACAACCCCACCAUGUGAAAAAGGUGAUGUAAUCAGCGGCCAAUGUUUACUUUUUAAAUUUGGGCUAUGACAGUCUAUUACAAACCAGUCUGACAGGACUUUUGAAGGCAGUAUAGUUUGAAGUGACUGAAAUGCAUCAUAAAGGUAUUGGGAAGUUCAGAAGAUCAUCAGGCAAUAAUUCUGUACGAUCUUCUGUGUAGAAAAUAACAUUUCAUUGACGAUGUUCUUUUCACCCAGUCUGAUUUAGUGCCUGGUCUUGUCAUAAUGAGUCCUGCGCUGAUUUUGGUCAGAAGGAAACAUAAGACACAUACAGGAUGUGCUCCUGAGUGUCUUAUCUCUCAGUGAUGGGGUCAUAAUAUUGUGUAGCUUCAACGUUUAAAAAGAUAGAGCCUCAUUUGUAGGAAGAAAGCAUAAACCGCUUUGUUUAUUACAACUGCACCUAGCGCCAAACGGAAGUUACUGACCUAACCCCGGUUCUAUGAACCAAGCACGAUUUAGUUCAUUUAAUUUCAGUUUCUCUCAUGACCCCAUUUUAAAAUCAGGCAACCACACGAGGUAGCAAUCCCUACUUAGGUAAACGCUGACCUAGGAUGAGAUGAAGAAGGAUAAGACAGUGAUUUCAUUCAACGGAACUCCCACUGAAUAGAUGUGUUAAAUAGGUCAAUUGAACUGGACCAAAACAAUGGAAUUGCCAUGGAAAUGCGUGGGGGAAAGAGCCAUGGGGGAAAGCUCCCGAGUCUCCUCAUUGCCCCCCAGCAAAAUGUGCAGACAUUAAGGCAAUAUUUUAUGUAUACAGUGCCUUCAGAAAGUAUUCAUACCCCUUGACUUAUUCCACAUUUUGUUGUGUUACAGCCUGAAUUCAAAAUUGAUUAAAUAUAUGUUUUUUUCUCACCCAUCUACUAUCCCCUUCCCCUUUCCCUUACACACCAUACCUCAAAAUGACAAAGUGGUACUCUUUUUUAGAAAUAUCUACUAAUUUAUUGAAAAUUAAAUAAAUAAAUAUCUAAUUUACAAGUAUGCACACCCCUGAGUCAAUACAUUUCAGAAUCCCCAUUGGCAGCGAUUACAAUUAAUUAAUUAGUUAAAAAUUCCACUUUGACAUUAUGGGGUAUUGUAUGUAGAUCAGAGAGACAAAAUCAACAUUUUAUCAAUUUACAAUUCAGGCUAAACGCAGCAAAAUGUGGGAAAAGUGUGAAUACUUAUUGAAGGCUCUGUAUUUCACCCUGUGUUGAGGUACAAAUCAGAGUAUAUUGUUUGUAUGGAUGUCAACCCCAACACAUGUUGAUGUCAUCUUCACCAAUCAACUGCAUUACAGUUAAAAAAUGAAUUUGACUACCAGCACAGAUUUCUGUAUGCUAGCUAUGCUUAUCAGCUUAUACGAACGGGAGUUAGCAUUUAGAAGUCACAGCCAAAUAUAUCCAAAUCGGACUCAACCCUUGCGUCAAUCUAAGUAUUUCACCUGUGCGUCAAUCUAAGUAACAUAAUAAACAAAACCCCAUCAAAAUACGUCACUUUAAACUAGAGAUACAUUUUUUGUAAGACGGAAAAUCAGUCUUUUCACGAAAACAGCUGUAGCAUCCGAAUGGUUUGGCCUACAAACUAAUAUGACCGUUCUAUGGAAACACAAUGGUGAUCUCCGUUUUGCUCUACGACCCCCAUAAUCCCCAUGGGACUUGUCUGAAGUCAGUAAUGCUGAUGUGCCAACUUCUAUCUGUAGAGUCCGAACAGUUUGGGCUACAAACUAAUAUGACCCCACUGUGGAAAGGGGAGACUCUCACCAACACAUCUGCGUUCCAUUGUCUCCUUUACCGCAUCUAUGGACGAAUGAAUUGGAUUAGAACACUUGGUUCCCAUCUUUUUUGACAUCACCUCUGUCUCCUUCUGUAUGUCAGCCUGGGCUUGUGUGUCAGGCCAGACCCCUCAGGAUCCAGACACCCUGAGCUAGAAAGCUGGAAGGAAGUGUGCAGAUGAAUGUAGGUAAUAAAGUGCUGCUAAUUUACAUGUGUACAUAUGGUUAGAAUGAAACGUAGGAGUCAAAAUGUAUUGUUUGUCUAUUAAAAGUAUCCAUUUUGAACAACAGUAAAAAUGUGGAGGUACUUAUUUAAUUGAAAACCAUGUAGAAAGACCUGAUUCUAUCAGUGUUAUCAGUUAUCCAAAGCUACAGUUCACUUUCCUCUUCAAGAGAACCACCCCCCCCCCCUCCUCCAAUUCCAUGACACUGACACUAGAAACCUUUUAUUUAUUCAGUUUUUGCGUAAAGCCAAAUGUACAUAAAUCCUUCGUCUGUUCUUUUUUUGUUGUUGAUUUGAAACCAUCUGUUAUCAUAUAAUGUUGACUACUACUGUGUAUUUAGAUCAGUGUUUUGGCCUUGUCUGACUGGGGACAUUACAAACCUUGUUACUUUGCUGUGUGUGAUUAGUCUCCUUAGGCAGACGGGGUUACCUCCCACAAUGUUCAGUGCUGUUGCCCGAGGUCUGGGAAGACUAGUGUGUGCUGGGUCUUGUGAAGAGGGAGCAAAGCUGUUGUUUUGUCACUUCUGAAAGGACCAGCACUUUGUGUUGUCACAUUGCUUUAAGGCAUGGUGCAUAGAGAACGAGGCGGACAAGUUCUCUUAUCUUUCAGACACAGACAGUGCGGCACACAAAAGCUGAACAGACAGACACACAUACAGGCACACAAACGUACACACUAAUGCACACGCACUAAAGAGCUAUAGUCGUACAAAAAUAUGGAGCUUUUUAUUCUGGCUAUAUACAGUAGGCCUAACGAAUCUUCACAAUUUGUUACCGUAGACAUGCACAAAUUCUACUCCGAAUGUACGUUUAUUGUUGAAAUUGUUUGCAACUUGCUCAAAAGUGUCACUUUUUAUUGCCUAUGUCGUUAACAUAGACAAAUAAAAAUGUUGUCUUUUUUAUUGUUAGCAAAUUCUUCAUAAGAAAAUGUGUAUCAGAUGAUAUAUAAGAGAAUGUCCAUGGAGGUCUGAUACACAGAGUUUGUGUGUAUUGGGUUGUCAUACGGGGAUGCCAGAGUUUGUGUGUAUUGGGUUGUCAUACGGGGAUGCCAGAGUUUGUGUGUAUUGGGUUGUCAUACGGGGAUGCCAGAGUUUGUGUGUAUUGGGUUGUCAUACGGGGAUGCCAGAGUGUGUGUGUAUUGGGUUGUCAUACGGGGAUGCCAGAGUUUGUGUGUAUUGGGUUGUCAUACGGGGAUGCCAGAGUUUGUAUGUAUUGGGUUGUCAUGCAGAGAUGCCAGAGUUUGUGUGUAUUGGGUUGUCAUGCGGGGAUGCCAGAGUUUGUGUGUAUUGGGUUGUCAUACGGGGAUGCCAGAGUUUGUAUGUAUUGGGUUGUCAUGCAGGGAUGCCAGAGUUUGUGUGUAUUGGGU
Messenger RNA from Oncorhynchus nerka (sockeye salmon), 8036 nucleotides. Its product is annotated as inward rectifier potassium channel 2-like. Bases 439 to 1806 code for a protein of 455 amino acids. Gene Ontology annotation, cellular component: plasma membrane. The transcript is spliced from 2 exons. The record is from RefSeq and is a predicted model, not a curated record. Gene Ontology annotation, biological process: regulation of monoatomic ion transmembrane transport; potassium ion import across plasma membrane. Gene Ontology annotation, molecular function: inward rectifier potassium channel activity. Lineage: Eukaryota; Metazoa; Chordata; Actinopteri; Salmoniformes; Salmonidae.